This is a messenger RNA of Hibiscus syriacus, 1943 nucleotides long. RefSeq names its product rust resistance kinase Lr10-like. The record is from RefSeq and is a predicted model, not a curated record. NCBI's taxonomy places the organism in Eukaryota, Viridiplantae, Streptophyta, Magnoliopsida, Malvales, Malvaceae. The coding region runs from base 24 to 1943 and encodes 639 amino acids. The transcript has 4 exons. Gene Ontology annotation, biological process: protein phosphorylation. Gene Ontology annotation, molecular function: ATP binding; protein kinase activity; polysaccharide binding.
AGCUGCCAUGGUUGGGUCAGCUAAUGGCCGCUUUUGCUUUAGUUGUAUUUGUAUUUCCUGGUGCUUGCCUCGCCAGGCAUGUAAAUCAGGAUUGUGGGUCUGUUUUUUGUGGAAGCUUGAAUAUCAGUUCCCCAUUCCGGUUGAAAAACCAACCUCCUCACUGUGGUGACCGUAGGUAUGAAGUUGAGUGUGAGAAAAAUAACCGCACCACUUUGAUUUUGAGAGAGGGGAAAUUCUUUGUCGAAGAAAUAUUUUAUGAAAAUUACAUGAUGCGAGUGGUUGAUGCGGGCCUCGACAUGGAUGAUUGCAAUUCCCUCCCUCUCAGUUUCGCAAAUGAUGCUUAUUAUUAUAACUGUGAAAAAUCGGUUCGAUUGUAUUAUGAUGAUCAUGAUUAUAAUCUUAGCCUUAUGCAUGUUGUGAAUUGCACGAAACCUAUAGAGUCAGCUCUCUAUAUUCCAGCAUCUCGUUGUAGGAUCAACUCCAAUGCCUCUUCCUAUUUCUACUUUUUAGACGGAGGAACUCCGCUGUCUGAUUUCAGUCAAUCCUGCACCUUGGAAGCGGAGGUUCCAAUUGGGGUUCAUAAUAUCUCAGGCAUGUCUACGCUGGAUAUCUACAAUAAGCUAUCUGAAGGAGUCUUUAUUGACUGGAUGACGGAGGACGACUUGAAGGAGUAUUGCGCCAGCAACCAAGUUUCAUUUCAAGAUUACGUUAAUAUUGAUAUACAUAUAUCUCGUCUUUGUAUUUCUACAGAUAACUAUACUGAAGCGCCAGGAGCUUAUGAUCAAUAUGUUGAAGGAACAGUUGGCCUAAUCUUACUGAGGACUUCGGCUGGGAUACUUUGUUUGCUUGCGCUUGUUGCGUAUACAUGGAGGAGGAGACAUCUAUCAUUUGAUGAUAAGAUCGAAGAGUUCCUUCAAAGACAAAACAAUCUAGUUCCGAUCAGGUAUUCUUUUAAACAAAUCAAAAAAAUGACCAGAGGUUUCAAAGAAAAAUUAGGUGAAGGGGGCUACGGCACGGUAUUCAAAGGAAAGCUUCGUAGUGGACAUCAUGUGGCCGUAAAAUUGCUUGGUAAAGCAAAGGGUAAUGGCCAAGAUUUCAUAAAUGAAGUUGCCUCUAUUGGGAGAAUCCAUCAUGCUAAUGUGGUAAAACUCGUUGGAUUUUGUGUGGAGGGAUCAAAGCAAGCUCUUGUAUAUGAUUUUAUGUCAAAUGGAUCUUUGGAUAAAGUUAUAUUUACGGAAGAAAAUAAGAAUACUUUGGGCUGGAAAAAGAUGUUUGAGAUUGUGCUUGAUGUGGCUCGAGGAAUCGACUACUUGCAUCGAGGGUGUGACAUGCAAAUCUUGCAUUUUGAUAUCAAGCCACAUAAUAUUCUUCUAGAUGAGAACUUCAAUCCAAAAAUUUCAGAUUUCGGUCUCGCUAAACUGUAUUCGGUAGAUGAUAGCAUUGUGUCUCUCACUGCAGCAAGGGGAACAAUAGGAUAUAUUGCUCCCGAAUUGGUAUACAAAAACCUGGGAGGCAUCUCAUACAAAGCCGAUGUUUAUAGUUUCGGGAUGUUACUGAUGGAAAUGGUGGGAAGGAGAAAGAAUGUGAAUGCAUUCGCUGAUCACACCAGCCAUAUCUAUUUUCCAUCUUGGAUUUAUGACCGAUUGGAUCAAGGUGAGGACAUGGAGCUUGGAGAUGCUUCUCAUGAUGACAAAGUAAUGGUGAGGAAGAUGCUAGUAACAGCCUUUUGGUGUGUACAAUUAUUGUCUGCUGAUCGUCCUUCAAUGAAUAAAGUAAUGAGGAUGCUUGAAAACGAGGAUGAGAUACUUGAAAUGCCUCCAAAGCCAUUUCAUCAACUUCCUCUUGACACAUCAUCGGAGGUUCAUGGCGCUGAGAACUUUAAUGAUGAGCCCACUGCAUCAAAGGAUGAUAUUAAUGUCAGCAGCAUAUCAAAUGUUGUUUGA